Closterium sp. Naga37s-1 is the source of this 1056-nucleotide messenger RNA. NCBI's taxonomy places the organism in Eukaryota, Viridiplantae, Streptophyta, Zygnematophyceae, Desmidiales, Closteriaceae. The record is from the annotation of a GenBank genome assembly.
AUGUCCUCCCUGGAUGGUCUCUUGCUCUGCAUUGCUGUGCACCUAUUAUAUGGGUUCUAUCUAGAGAGCUUCAACCGUGCAGUGGCCAUUGGUGCCCUGCAGUGGAUCGCGAUGCAAGGGGCUACGCAGGCUAGGGACGAUGAGGCGGCCGCUGAAGAGCGCAGGAGGAUCGAACGCCUCCAACGUCAGCGGAAGGAGCGCCGCGCCCGACGCAUGGCGGAAUGGGUGACUGAGCUCCGCAUUAUGGAGGACGAUGACUUUGUCAACGUCUUCCGCAUCUCGCCUGAACUGCUGGAGUACAUCGCACCUGUCAUGGCCCUCCCCAUGAGCCACUUCGUUGAGAAGCUCGGGAUCCCGCUCGACCUUUGUGUCCUCAUCCCUAUCAAGUACUUUGCCAGCGCCAUGACCUUCAUUGACCUGGGCCUCUACUUCGGUCUGCCCAAGACCAUUGUGCACAGGAUUGUGGAGGCCUUCCUCGUGCACUUCCCCCGGAGGUUCAAGAAGACCUGGGUGCGCUUUCCCACUGCAGAGGAGAUGGCGGAGAUGGCAUCCGACUUCAAGGAAGUACGGCGGGUGCCGAAUGUUGUUGGAGCAAUUGAUGGGACACAUAUCGAGAUAAGGGGGAUGGAGAAUCACAGGCAAGAGUAUUACAACAGGAAGUCCGUCUAUUCCACCCAGUUGCAGGUUACAUGCGACAGCAAGGGAAUUGUCUGGGACUACACCGUUGGGCACCCGGUAUCUAUGCAUGAUCAGGGCAUCUUCCAGCAGUCCGAACUGCACGCCCGCCUAGAGCGUGGUGACCUCGGACCGUACCAGAUCGUCGGUGAUGCUGCCUACCCGCUGCGCAGCUACUGCCUCACUCCUGUGAAUGCAACCCGCAGGCGCCUGAUGAAGAGCUGGGAGCAAACAUAUAACUACAUCCAUUCCGCCACCUGCAUGGUUGUGGAGCGGACCAUUGCCAAGGAACCGUACAAUCAAGCAUCAGUGGCCGGUGUGGAUGGGCACCAGCCCACCGUGGUACCACCGGAGUGGCAUGAGGACCUAUGCAUGGUGUGA